GAGGCGGGAUUUAUUUGGCAGGAAGUUAGCCGCUGCUAACAGGAAGUGGAAUAAUGAGGACGGAUUGAGGCGCAGGAAUUGGCGAACAGCAGCGAGUUCAAACAUUGACCCUUAUUGCCGUUGCAACAGUUCCCUCUGAAACAGGUUGAACAAGCAGCCAGCCACCAGUGUAUGAAGAAGAGCCGAAGGCAGCUAUGUCUUCAACGGUGGAUCUCAAGACAAAGGAGGAGAAGGAUGCAGAGCUGGACAAGCGAAUUGAAGCUCUGAGGAAGAAGAAUGAAGCUCUGAUGAAGAGGUACCAGGAAAUAGAGGAAGAUAAGAAGAAAGCAGAGCAAGAGGGCAUUGCGGUGACUACACCUCGUAAGCCCCGCCCCCAUGAGCCGAAGACGGAGAAAGAAAACUUCACUGUCACAGUCGACCUUUCUAAAGCAACAGGGGAGAAGAGAGUUGUGAACGAAUGGAGACCGGGAACUCCUCGCGGCCGGAAGACAUCAGAGGAGAGCGACAGCCACAGAGGGCAGAGUGAUGGCCGCAGCCCCCCCAGGAGGACCGGGUCUGGGCGAAUGAGUCGGGGAGGUCAGAGAGGAGACAGGAGAGACUGGGAACCGAGAACACCCAGAGAUGGAGAGCCUGGUGAGGCAGGAGGCCAUGGACGCAGAGGAGGAAGGAGAGGAGGAGGAGGAGGAAGAGGAGGAGGAGGAGGAGGAGGAGAAGGGACACCAGGAGGAAUAGACAGGAAAUCCAAGGAAUGGGAGGAGAAGAGACGACAGAACAUUGAGAAGAUGAAUGAAGAAAUGGAGAGGAUAGCAGAGUAUGAGAGAGGACAGCGGCAGGAUGGAGACAAACCGACCCGUAACUUCCUGGAUGACCCGAGACGUUCAGGUCCAGCCCCGGACACGGACCGCAAGGAGGGCAGCCGGAGACAUGUACGAAACUGGGGGGGACUGGACUUUGACAAUGUGAAGACAGGGUCUGAGCUGGAAAAAGAGUGGACCAGCCGGAGACCUGGUCCCAAAGGCUCUAUGGAUAUGACGAUGUCUAUGACCGGCCGGGAAAGAGCAGAGUACCUGCGCUGGAAGAAGGAGCGUGAGCAGAUAGAUGAGGAGAGAUUAGCACGCCAUCGUAACGCCACAGGCCAGUGGAGACGAGAGUGGGACGCACAGAAGACGGACAACAUGUUCAAAGAGGACCCAUAUGCGGCCACUGAGGGUAUCCCAUCGGAGGGCGGCAGGAGAGCGCGGGGGCAUAACUCUCGUACAGAGCCUCGGGGCAGGGCCUCAGAUGACAGUAAGCGACCUCCGAAAGUGCCGACAUUCGGCGACUUCCUGUCCCAGGGCAGGACCCAGGGGCCGAGGGGCGACCGGAGCAGAGGGAGGGGCCGAGGACAGAAGCAGAGCUACAGCAUGCAUGACAACCGCUGGGAGGGAGAGAAGGAAGAGGAGGAGAAGGAAAAGGAGAAGGAGGAGAAGGAAAAGGAGGACAAGACGAAGAAGGAAGAGAAGAGUAAAAAGAAAGAUAAGGAAGAAGAGAAAUCUAAACCUCCCACAGUACAGAAGGUGGAGGAGAAGAGUGGAGGAGGAGAGGAUGAUGAUGAAUGGGAGGAUGCCAGUGACGAUGGGGAAUAUGAGGAGGUGAGCGACUCGGAGCAAGACUCCAAAGGCGACGAGAAGAAGGACAUCGGAAAGGAGAAGCAAGCAAAGAGCAAAGAGUCCUCCCCAAAAACUCCCAAACCUCGUUCUCGUCAGGCAUCAGCAGGAAGCCCCAAAGAUCAGCGGACUCCCAGGCCAAAGGUCCACAUCCCGCCCCCAGCGGCCGCUCAGGAGUCCCCCGAGGGAGGCAAACCCCUCAGCCCCUUCUCCCCGCUGGACGGCCACAAGCCUGUGUCAGACUGGGGGGAGGAAAUGGAGUUGCUGUCACCCAGGAGCAGCAUGGGAGGCGAGAGCCCGCCGAAACCCUCCAGCGUUGAUUCCAGCCCCCCACAGAAGAAGGAGGAGGAGGAGGAGGAGCAGCAGGAGGAAGAGAUCAAGAGCCAAGCUGCCAGCUCUAGUGAAGCUGCCGAGUCACAGAGCGAGGAGCAUGCAGCCGUUGCUGUUUCGUCUCCUCCGGAAAAAGCUGAAAUCCAGGAGAUCCAGGUGAUGGUGUCAGAACCUGACUCGGCUCCUAAAGACUCACCUACUGCACUGCCAUCUGACCCCGCCCCCUGUGAGGUGAAGGUGGAUGAGGAUACGCCUCCAGCCCUGUCACAAGCAGACAAACCCGACUCCCCGCCCGCCCCCUCCGUCCUGGAAGCUGAACCGAGCUCGCCUGAACCUUCAGUAGAAAAAGAAGAUGACGCGCCGCCUGCUGAGAGCGACGCUGCUCCGACAGCAGAAACGCAGCCGUCCUCAGAGCAGCCGUCCUCAGGUGCGGUCCUUAUCACUGACUUUGAGACGGUGGCUUACUGUAAAUCCCCUGCGCACCUCUAACGCCUCCUCACGCUGUGCUCCUGCUUCUUCUUUUUUUUGUGCUUUUUUUGUGAUUGUGCUGGUUUUAAUUUCCCUCAUGGUGUGGCUCUCUCACUCUUUUUGUCUUCAUUCCCUUAUAAAUAAAUCAUGACCGAGCUGUUUGGUGGCCUGACAAACCCAAAGAUAGCUUUAGACGCUGCUUUUUAAAAAAUCUGACCUGCAAUGCUACCGCCUCCUUCCACCGAUCAGGACCCACUUCCUGUUUUGAAACUCCUCCCGGCUGUCUUCCUGCUCCUCCUCUGAUGGACUGAAACUUUUAACUCCACCUCCUUUGUUGGAUGCACUCCCCGUGUGCUGUUCCUCCUCCUCUUCCUGUUCUUCUCCAGCAUGUAAAACCUUUUGUUUUUGUUGUUUUUAUGGCUGUAAUGAAAUUCCUGCUGCUUGAUGCUCUGCCUGCAUUACCAAACCUUUUACUCUGUCUCCUCCUCUUAUUUUUUUUGUAUUGAUGUGAGCUGUUAAUCAUGUGAUAUGAUCAGAGUGCAUUUGCCGUCUUGCCUGUUUUGCAGUUACACUCAUGGCAUCUGUGGAACCAGAUCAUUUCAGUUAAAAACACAUUUUAUAAGCAAUCUAAUUCAAAACAUUCAGACUCAUAAGUAUCCGUUAACGUGCUCCUCUACCCAUCAGCAAUCUCAGGAGGGAAAUCUGAAUAAUUCAGGCCUCAGGCGCUGAGUUGUUGGUGAACGCUGGGAACAAAUCUGGACUAUAGAUGGUGCACAAACAAAGAGGACAUCUUGUAUGUGAGCAGAGCCAAAUGAGCUCCAUUAAACUCUUUCAGGGUCUUCUUUGGGUAGUUUUUAGUGUAAUAGCUUCGCCUUAUCAGGUUUGCUCCGCGGUUUUAUUUUAGACUAAAAUAUUGUGAUAAUUAUUAGAUUAUUAGAUGAAUUAUGUGCAAACAUGCAGCUAAAUCGUGCCUCUGAGAAAGAUCCAUGUUUAAUGAAUUAGUUAAAUAGCUUCCACCUGUCAUACACCAUCAGGUCAGGGUUUUAUCUUGAUUCUUGCAGUACUGUAUGCUCUGUGCUGAUGCUCAUUUGUCUGCAGCUACACAUUUGUUUCUUAAGCGAUCUCCAAGGGUCUGUUUAAUCUCUGUAAAUAGGCAAGGGGCAAGAGUUUUGUACCUUUCUUGUUUCCGUAUACAAUCCAUUUGCAGUAUGUUGGACAAUAAUAUUUUGCAGCCUUUGGUCACGUGCAGGCAAACGUUCAGAUAUAUUUUUAUGUAUUUGCAUUUGUAAACGAUGCUGAAAUCUUGAUAUUUGCUUCAAAACUCGUGGAAAUUGGUGUUUUUAAAAUGCUCGAAGGAUGAAGAAAACAGUGGGUGCAUUGACAACUGAGCAGUAAUAUUA
Pundamilia nyererei is the source of this 3844-nucleotide messenger RNA. RefSeq names its product coiled-coil domain containing 9 (gene ccdc9). The transcript is spliced from 16 exons. Lineage: Eukaryota; Metazoa; Chordata; Actinopteri; Cichliformes; Cichlidae. The coding region runs from base 195 to 2465 and encodes 756 amino acids. The record is from RefSeq and is a predicted model, not a curated record.